AUGGCAAACUUACCAGAGAAUUCUGAAGAAGACAAGAGUCUUGGAAAAAACCAAGUGGCUGGAUAUCAAAGGAAAUCAUGGAAAUAUUCUGCUGUGCGGAAGGACGGCUCUUUCCAUUAUGUGCACAGUACUCCCUUUGGCAACUAUUCUUUCAUCUCUGUGGAUGCCACCCAAAGGCCAGGGCCUAAGAGACCCUAUAAUUUCUUUGGAAUUUUAGAUGAGAAACAGAUGGAGGAACUCUUAUCGUUCUCCAAGAAAAGUAGUCAGAGCAACCAGACAAUUUGGUUUGGACACUUUACAACAUCUACUAUCCUUUCUCCGUCCCCAGGGAUCCGGACAGUUAUGAGUUCGGCCACAGCUUAUUUGUGUGGGCACCUCCACACUCUUGGUGGACUGAUGCCUGUUUUGCACACUCGUCACUUUACAGGCACUUUGGAACUUGAGGUGGGAGACUGGAAAGACAAUAGAAGGUACCGGAUCUUUGCCUUUGAUCACGACCUCUUUAGCUUUGCGGACGUAACCUUUGACAAGUGGCCCGUGGUUCUUAUCACCAACCCUAAAUCACUCCUCUAUAGUUGUGCCAAACAUGAACCACUAGAAAGGCUCUUCCACUCAACACACAUCAGAGUGCUGGCCUUUUCCUCAUCCCCCAUCACUUCCGUCACCGUUAAGAUUGAUGGAGCUAAUGUAGGCCAGGCUACUCACAUGUCUGGUCCUAUCUUCAUACUGAAGUGGAACCCUAAAAACUACAGUAACGGCACACACACCAUAGAAGUAUCCGUCCAGGUAAAUUGUCGUUUUAACUUGUUCUGUUAUUGCUUGGGCUCUCGCCACAGUGAACUCAUUAAAAUGCAUAUUUCUUACUAUGUCACUUACAUUUUUGUUGAUGAAGCCAGUUUAAAAGCCUCGCCUGGAGCUGUGGCAGCAUAUCUGCUCACAUCAGCGUCUCUUUCUCUGCAGGCCCGGGUCCUGUUUGUGUUGCUUGUGCUGACCCAGCUCACCAUCCUGAUUACAUUCAGAUAUCUACCAUACCCAGAGCUUAAAGAGCCUCCAGGAUUUGCAAAUAUGACCACAUUUUCCCUUCAUAUAUUGACUAAAAUUAACAUCUUCUACUACUCUGUGUUGUUGCUGACUUUAUACACAGUGCUUGGACCAUGGUUUGUUGGUGAAAUAAUUGACGGCAAAUGGGGUUGCUGCUUCUCGUUUGGGAUAUUUGUUGAUGGACAUUUCCUGCAAGGUGGUCUAACAUUUAUAAGUGGAAUUAUGCAGCUGGUAUUUUUUAACAUCCCCUUGAUGGCUUACAUGUGUUGGAGCUUGCUACAGCGGUGCUUUGGUUACAGCUUCAAGUCUCAUCUCCACCAAGGGAAACACUGGAAGAUUAUAUCCAUUUACCUGCUUAUGCUUCUCCUGUACAUGUGGCAGGUUUAUUCUUGCUACUUUCUUCAUGUGACUUACGGCACUCUAGCCUUUUUCCUCUCCCCACUGCGGACCUGGCUGACAUUGCUGACACCUGUACUCAUUCGUUAUGUGUGGACAUUGAACUCCACUAAACUUGGAACAUUCGUGGUGCAGUUAAAAAGCCAUCUGAGCUCCUGAAGUCCAUGGCGAACAGCUGGCAGCCUGGCAGAAGUCCAGUCUUCACAUUGGUAGCCCAGAUCUCUGCCCCAGUGGCAGACGGAAAGCUGGUGUCAGCGGGUGAGCUUCAGGAAGCUGUCAGUCCUGAACAUCUGGAUGGUGGAAGCGUUAACUACUGAUCCGUGCAGUGUGGACUGCAGAAACACCUAACAAUUGAUUCUUCCUCGGGAGGCAAAGAGCCCUGAUCAAGGAGAUUCCCAGAGUAGGGGGGUCUCUGUUACUGAGUACCUCAGCACUACUGUGUUUGUUAGGGUCAUCCUGUGAAAAGCAUUCAGCCCAAGCCUUGAAUUCAGCAAUUGUCCAGGGUGCCAUUUUACGCCUAGCGAACCUGUGGAGACUUGGGCUGGACCUUGACCACUCUUGAAAUUUUACUUCCCAGCCUGUUUUCCCAUGGAUUAUGGGCUUUCUGCUUCCUUAGUCGGGGCCGUUUUCAACUAAUCGAAUAAAUGAAUGAAUGAUAAA
Messenger RNA from Myodes glareolus (Bank vole), 2097 nucleotides. Lineage: Eukaryota; Metazoa; Chordata; Mammalia; Rodentia; Cricetidae. The record is from RefSeq and is a predicted model, not a curated record.